Messenger RNA from Punctularia strigosozonata HHB-11173 SS5, 2316 nucleotides. Its product is annotated as glycosyltransferase family 2 protein. NCBI's taxonomy places the organism in Eukaryota, Fungi, Basidiomycota, Agaricomycetes, Corticiales, Punctulariaceae. Gene Ontology annotation, molecular function: chitin synthase activity. Gene Ontology annotation, cellular component: cell septum; cell periphery. Bases 1 to 2316 code for a protein of 771 amino acids. The transcript has 17 exons. The record is from RefSeq and is a predicted model, not a curated record.
AUGACCAAACCCUCUUUAAAAUCCGGGCGCUCGCACGCGUCCUCCGCGGCGCGUUCAGGCACCGAGCCCGCGACGCCGCUCCCGACCACGCGCCACUUCGGGCCCGCGCCUGCGGGGCGGAUCACGCGCCGGCUACGCAAAGUGAAGAAGAAGGUCGCGCUCACGAAGGGUAACCUCGUCGUUGAGCUCGACGUUCCUCCCAAGCUUCUCCUCCCGCUCGGGCGGGGCAACGAGCCCGAAAUGCGGAGGACGCGGUACACGGCCGUGACGUGCGACCCAGAUGACUUUGAGCGGCGCGGGUUCUUCCUCCGCCAGAACGAGUACGGGCGCCAGACGGAGUUAUUUAUCGCGAUCACGAUGUUCAACGAAGACGAGGUGUUGUUCACGCGUACGCUCUACGGCGUCAUGCAGAACAUUUCCCACCUGUGUACGCGGAAAAACUCCCGGACAUGGGGUCCCGAGUCAUGGAAGAAGGUCGUCGUCUGCAUCAUCGCCGAUGGACGCCACAAAAUCCACCCCCGCGUGCUCGACUGCCUCACGCUUCUCGGCGUGUACCAAUCCGGAGAUCACAUGAAGUCCGCCAUCAAUCGACAGGACACGCAGGCGCACGUCUUCGAGUACACGGCCUCGUUCGGCCUCGACUCGAACCUGCACUUCCGCUACCCGGACAAGGGUGUGGUUCCGACCCAGAUCCUAUUCUGCAUGAAGGAGAAGAACGCGAAAAAAAUCAACAGCCAUCGAUGGUUCUUCAACGCGUUCGCUAACAUGUUGCAGCCUAACGUAUGCGUCCUGCUAGACGUCGGCACACGCCCAAGCCCAAAGAGCAUCUACCAUCUUUGGAAAGCGUUCGACCUUAACUCGAACGUAGCCGGCGCGUGCGGCGAGAUCGCAGCGUACAAGGGCAAGAACUGGAUCGAGCUCCUCAACCCGCUUGUUGCCGCCCAGGAUUUCGAAUACAAGAUUGCAAACAUCCUCGACAAGCCGACAGAGUCUAUAUUUGGCUACAUCAGUGUGCUGCCCGGAGCGUUUUCGGCAUAUCGGUAUCAUGCCCUGUUGAACGACAAAACAGGCGUCGGACCAUUGGCGUCCUACUUCAAGGGCGAGGUCCUUCAUGGACGGGACACGGAUAUAUUUACGUCGAACAUGUACCUCGCUGAAGAUCGUAUCCUGUGCUUUGAGCUGAUCGCCAAAGCGAACUCCAACUGGGUGCUCAAGUACGUCAAAUCGGCAAAGGCGCACACGGAUGUCCCGGAUGCACUGCCGGAGUUCAUUGGCCAGCGCCGACGGUGGCUCAACGGGUCGUUCUUCGCGGCGACGUACGCGGUUGCGCACGUCGGCCAGAUCCUGCGGUCCGGGCACUCUUUCGGACGUAAGACGGCGCUGAUGUUCGAGAUGGUCUACAACGUCGUCAAUCUGCUGUUCUCUUGGUUCUCCAUCGGAAAUUUCUAUCUGUUCUUCGUGAUUUUGACGUCGUCUCUUGAAGAGCCGUCCUUCGGGCUGAAAGGUAUCGCUGGGUGGAAUUGGGUCUCACAGUAUCUCAUGGCGUCUUUGGUUGUGGGCAGCUUCUUGUUUUCCGUGGGCACCAAACCUACGGUAUCACGAUGGAAAUAUAAGGCCUCAUCUAUCAUCAUGGCACUCUUGAUGAUCUAUGUGUUCUUCGGUGCUAUCAAGUGCUGUCUAGUGGCGGCUCAGCAGGGCGGACAUGCCUACCAGAUCAUGUUGUUCUCCUUGAUCAUGACAUACGGAGUGUACACUGUGUCAAGCGUGCUGGCUCUCGAACCUUGGCACAUGCUCACGAGCUUCGUUCCCUACAUGUUUCUGCUCCCGACUUAUGUCAAUAUCCUGAACGUCUAUGCGUUCUCAAAUCUUGAUGAUAUAUCAUGGGGUACCAAAGAAGACACGGUUGUGGAGAACGACCUCCGCGCCGUGGUGCAAGAUUUUCGCGCUCAAGUUGAGGUAGAAGUCCUCGACGACAUGGAAGACAUCAACGACGUGUACAACGAAUCGCUCGAGAACCUCAAGACGCGAAAACCAGUAUACAAGCCUAAACCCAAGACGACUGACGCCGACCGAGAACAAGCUGCAAAAGACUACUACGCGAGCGUGCGAACAAAUGUCCUACUGGCUUGGGUGCUAUCGAACGGCCUUUUGCUCGUGGGUAUCUUGGGAGGCAGCAGUACGAGCUCUGCGUUCGGCCAUGGGCUCAGUCGACCCAAAGUCUACAUGGUCUUCAUCCUCGUCUUCGUCGCGGCCGCCAACAUCAUUCGAUUUGCAUGCUCGACAAUGUAUCUCAUCAUAUACUUAUUCACCGGAUAA